Malassezia sympodialis ATCC 42132 is the source of this 348-nucleotide messenger RNA. It is a transcript of the gene GIM4, whose product is annotated as tubulin-binding prefolding complex subunit GIM4. Gene Ontology annotation, biological process: protein folding. The record is from RefSeq and is a predicted model, not a curated record. Gene Ontology annotation, cellular component: prefoldin complex. Lineage: Eukaryota; Fungi; Basidiomycota; Malasseziomycetes; Malasseziales; Malasseziaceae.
AUGGCAGGGCGGCGGCCAGAGAGUGAGCUCUCGCUGCUGAUCCAGCAAAGACGUGCAGAGCUACAGACAAUCGCUGAGAAAGUGAGCGAGAUUGAGAGCGAUGCAGACGAGCAUCGUCUCGUCAUUACGACGCUGGCAGACGUGUAUAAGAAGGAACCGGAAAGGACCUGUUUCCGGCUGAUUGGUGGCGUGCUAGUCGAACGCACCGUCAAAGACGUGCUGGAGACCCUUCAGACAACUAUGGAAGGGCUCGCAAAUGUUAUUGUUGAGCUUGUCAAGCAGUACAAGAUCAAGGAAAAAGAACUGACAGAAUUGCAGGAAGAACUGCAGACGUCGUCGAGGACCUAG